AUGCGGCUCUACGGACCUAUCAGAAUGCUUGAUGAGUCUCUACUCAGAGACCUUGGUCCCAUCCAGUAUAUAAGCCAGACCUCUUCGAAGCAUCCACAUCAGUUCUACUGCACUAGUGAACAGAUAUCUUACAACAAUGGUUUCCAUCAAAUUCCUUUUCAUCUUCGCUUUGGCCAUCGCCUGCGUCUUCGCCAUGCCAGCCCCUGA
Molecule: messenger RNA, 207 nt
Organism: Nezara viridula (southern green stink bug)
Lineage: Eukaryota; Metazoa; Arthropoda; Insecta; Hemiptera; Pentatomidae
Source: the annotation of a GenBank genome assembly